Pyrus x bretschneideri (Chinese white pear) is the source of this 2033-nucleotide messenger RNA. Its product is annotated as RING finger and transmembrane domain-containing protein 2-like. Gene Ontology annotation, molecular function: ubiquitin protein ligase activity. NCBI's taxonomy places the organism in Eukaryota, Viridiplantae, Streptophyta, Magnoliopsida, Rosales, Rosaceae. The transcript is spliced from 9 exons. Gene Ontology annotation, biological process: positive regulation of ERAD pathway. The coding region runs from base 333 to 1757 and encodes 474 amino acids. The record is from RefSeq and is a predicted model, not a curated record.
CAUUGUUAGUUGUUGGGGGUGAUUGGCCACUUCUCUCUUCUCGCGCUCUUCCUCAUCGAGCGAGAAAGAGAACACAAAACACACAAACAAAUCCACCAAAAUUCUCCAUUUCCAAAUUCCACCACACACACAAAUUCCCUCUACCCAUUUCCUCGAUCCCCUCUACUCAUCAAUCAUCUCCGCCCCAUCCCCCAAAUUCCGCCUUUGGCACCGCCGCCCAUGAAAUUCCCUCCGCCGUUGUUUCGAUUUAGGGUUUGGCCUUGUUCGAUGCUAUCUCUCCCCUGACAACUCCCUCGCCGGUUCGCUUUCGCAGGGUUAGGGCAAUUAGGCAAAUGGAAGGGUCGGGUGGCAAUCUGGACUCGUUUAGAGCUUCUCCGGGAAGCAGUAGUAAUAGGCGUUAUGGGGUGUUAUCGGCUUCCAAUAUCAUUCAGGCGCCAAUUUCUACCUUGUUGGAGUACUCGGGUAUUCUCCGCGGCCGCGCUAAUCACCAAGAAGGCGAGUCUUUGAUUAACGGGCGUAGCGCUGCUGCAUUUAGGGAUCACCAUCAUAGUCAGCUAGAUCAGGCACCGACAACGACAAGCAAUGACGGGGAGGUUUCUAUUAGGAUAAUUGGUGCAGGGGAACAGGAGCAUGAUAGGGAAGGACCUGGGAUAGUAGCUGGACAGUUGAGGGAAGUUACUGCACCGCCAAAUGAUGUUUCUGUACCACCAAUGGCUGGGGUGGCCUCUGUAGCAUUGGGAACGGAGGAGGUGGGUCAGACAGAUGGCAGAACAGAUCGUAGUUUGGGAGAGGGAAUUCCCCAAUCGUUAAAUGGAAGUGCUGCUGGAGAAGGAGGUGAUGGAGCUGGGGCUAAUGGCAGGGAUUCUUCUUACCAGAGAUAUGACAUUCAGCAGGUUGCUAGGGGGAUUGAACAAGUCCUGCCCUUCUCCUUGCUUCUAUUGGUGGUCUUCAUCCGCCAGCAUUUGCAAGGUUUCUUUGUUACAAUUUGGAUUGCUGCCAUUAUGUUCAAGUCAAAUGAUAUAUUAAAGAAACAGACAGCUUUGAAGGGAGAGAGGAAAAUCGCAGUUCUAAUAGGCAUUUCUCUUGCAUUCGUGUUGCAUGUGGUUGCUGUUUACUGGUGGUACCAGAAUGAAGAUCUUUUGUAUCCAUUAAUUAUGCUUCCUCCUAAAGUUAUACCACCCUUCUGGCAUGCUGUUUUCAUCAUCAUGGUGAAUGACACAUUGGUCCGGCAGGCAGCAAUGGUGCUGAAGUGUUUUCUAUUAAUGUACUACAAAAACAGUAGAGGCCGAAACUAUCGUAAGCAGGGUCAAAUGCUUACUCUGGUUGAGUAUCUACUGCUCUUGUACCGUGCCUUGUUGCCAACACCAGUGUGGUAUCGGUUCUUCUUGAACAAAGAAUAUGGGAGUCUCUUUUCAUCACUAAUGACAGGGUUAUAUUUGACUUUCAAGCUCACAUCUGUUGUUGAGAAGGUACAAUCCUUCUUUGCUGCAUUGAAGGCAUUGUCACGUAAGGAGGUGCACUAUGGGGCAUAUGCAACAUCAGAACAGGUCAAUGCAGCUGGCGAUUUAUGUGCUAUUUGCCAGGAGAAGAUGCAUGCUCCUAUCCUACUGCGAUGUAAACACAUCUUUUGUGAGGACUGUGUAUCAGAGUGGUUUGAGAGGGAGCGGACGUGCCCGUUAUGCAGAGCUUUGGUUAAACCCGCAGAUAUCAGAUCAUUCGGCGAUGGAUCAACGAGUUUGUUUUUCCAGCUGUUCUGAAGCAACCAUCCACUGUAAAAAAAAGAAACCCGAAGAGUUUUUCUGUUUUGGAGCUCCAGCUCAUAUUGGAAGCAGCCGUCUCCCAAAUCCAUAUCCUCAUAACUAUACACUGGUAUAUUCGAUUGUAAUUUUUGGUCUGCCUUGUUCACGUCUUGCCCUCGCAAAAAAAUUAGAACGGUCGGGUAUAACUGAACUUGGUACUGUUCAUACGUCGUAUUGAGAAAAUGUCAAAUGUAUGUAAUGCGCCAAUUUAAGCAACAGAAGUUGUUUUGAUUA